Molecule: messenger RNA, 1771 nt
Organism: Rubroshorea leprosula
Lineage: Eukaryota; Viridiplantae; Streptophyta; Magnoliopsida; Malvales; Dipterocarpaceae
Source: the annotation of a GenBank genome assembly
CCAUUCAAAUCAAUCCAAUAGAAGCUACUGGAAGAAAGCAAGCAGCUGGUCACCGCAAAACCAGUAGACAAAAAAGGCCUACAGCAGUCGUCUCGUACCUUCGCAAAAGCGGUAGGGGGAAACAAGAUAUCGUAUUAUCGCCGUGAUUUUCCAAAACCGUAGAACCUUGCCGUAACCGGUACAGGAUGGACGCAGCCAAAUUGAACGAGCUUAAGAAUUUCAUCGAUCGGUGCCAAUCCAAUCCCUCCAUCCUCAGUGAUCCCUCUCUCUCCUUCUUCCGCGACUAUCUCGAAAGCCUCGGCGCUAAGCUCCCUUCCUCUGCAUAUGAGGGCGACUCCAAAUCAAAGAGUUAUGUGGUGGAGGAGAGUGACGAAGAGAUGGCGGAUACUGAAGAAGUCAAAGUGCAUUUUGAGGAAGAAGAAGAGGAGGAUGAGAUAAUUGAAUCGGAUGUAGAGCUUGAAGGCGAGACUGUGGAGCCUGAUAAUGAUCCUCCGCAGAAGAUGGGAGAUCCUAGUGUUGAGGUGACAGAUGAGAGCCGCGAAGCUUCUCAAGCAGCUAAGGCCAAAGCCAUGGAAGCUCUUUCUGAAGGAAAGUUCGAUGAAGCUGUUGAGCAUCUGACUGAGGCCAUCUUGCUGAAUCCAACAUCUGCAAUUAUGUACGGAACAAGAGCUAGUGUUUAUAUCAAGAUGAAGAAACCCAAUGCUGCCAUUCGAGAUGCCAAUGCAGCUUUAGAGAUUAACCCAGAUUCUGCCAAGGGUUAUAAGUCUCGUGGCAUUGCACGAGCAAUGCUUGGUCAGUGGGAAGAGGCUGCAAAGGAUCUGCAUCUUGCAUCAAAGUUAGAUUAUGAUGAGGAGAUCAAUAGUGUACUUAAAAAGGUUGAACCAAAUGCACACCGUCUUGAGGAACAUCGCAGGAAGUAUGAAAGGUUGCACAAAGAGAGAGAGGAAAGAAAGAUUGAGCGUGAACGACAGCGUCGCCGUGCUGAAGCUCAGGCUGCAUAUGAAAAGGCUAAGAAGCAAGAGCAAUCAUCAUCCAGUGGAAAACAUGGAAGCAUGCCAAGUGGUUUUCCAGGUGGAAUGCCUGGAGGUUUCCCUGGUGGCAUGCCCAGUGGAAUGCCUGGAGGUUUCCCUGGUGGCAUGCCUGGGGGAAUGCCUGGUGGUUUCCCUGGAGGCAUGCCCGGUGGAAUGCCUGAUUACAGCAAAAUAUUGAAUGACCCUGAAUUGGUGGCAGCAUUUAGUGAUCCAGAAGUUAUGGCUGCUCUUCAAGAUGUGAUGAAGAACCCUGCUAAUCUUGCAAAGCAUCAAGCAAAUCCAAAGGUAGCUCCCGUGAUUGCAAAGAUGAUGAGCAAAUUUGCUGGGCCAAAGUGAAUAGCUUUUAUUUUCGAGUCAAUGGCACAUCGAAGUGACCUUUUAAUGUUGAUUUCAAGGCGUCCAGGUCAGCAAAUCGUGUUUUAAGUAGUUCUUUUCAUUAUCAUUUACCUUGCACAUGAAGAGUGUUUAAAGCUUUCUAAAACGGGAGAUGAACACAGUUACAAGCCUUUGUUUGCUUGCUUGCUAAAAUUGGAGUUCUACAUGCCAUUAACUUUGGAAAGUGGGCCCUGGGCCCUUGGAUUCUUAUCACUUACAAGCCUUUGUUUUGCUUGCUUUGCAUAUGGUUUGAUUUGUGAUGUCCAAGGUAGGAAGUUGGCUCACUUUUCUCACUUUAACGGAUUCAGCCUCACUAGAUCCUCAAAACCCUCAGCUUUACAUUCAAAUAAAAUCGUCCUUUUUUA